This is a messenger RNA of Cuscuta campestris, 1044 nucleotides long. NCBI's taxonomy places the organism in Eukaryota, Viridiplantae, Streptophyta, Magnoliopsida, Solanales, Convolvulaceae. The record is from the annotation of a GenBank genome assembly.
GACGUCCUUCUCCUCCCCGGCCUCCUCAACUCCUUAUUUCAGUUACAGCGGCAGAAGACGGCGCCGGAUCCGGCGGUCUCGACGGCGGAGGAGGUUGCGCAACGAUGUCAGUCUUCUCGAACAAGGUCGAAAGAGAUGAACUGAAACCCGGCGACCACAUCUACUCCUGGAGGCACAAUUACCUCUACGCUCAUCACGGGAUAUAUGUUGGCAAUGGAGAGGUUAUCCAUUUCACCCAAGGUGCAGGACAGGAAGUUGGGACAGGAACCAUACUAGACAGCCUCAUAGUGAGCUCAUCCCCUUCUCCAAACUCGCCGUGCCCCGCAUGCGGCAACCGAUCAUCCGCGGACGGCGUGAUCUCCUCGUGCCUCGACUGUUUCCUUUCCGGCGGCAACCUCUACCGUUUCCAAUACGGCAUUUCCCCCGCCGUAUUCGUCGCCAAGCUCCGAGGAGGAACGUGCACCCUCGCCCCCUCGGACCCACCCGAGGACGUCCUUCACCGAGCGCAGUUCCUCCUCCGAAAUGGCUUUGGGGCCUACAACCUCUUCAAGAACAACUGCGAGGAUUUCGCGAUAUAUUGCAAGACAGGUUUGCUCGUAUUCACAACCGUCAGCGUCGGCCGCAGCGGGCAGGCGGCGUCGUUUGUCGCCGCCGCAACCGCCGCGGUCUCCUCGCCGCUUCGCCUCAUGACUAAUAGCUUUCCGGGCCUAGCGGCCAUGGGGUGCGCCGUAUAUUGUGUCAGCCGGUUUGUUUCCGACAUUGGGGUCCGCCGAGAUGUGGCGAAGAUCCCCGUGGAGAGGCUCGUCGCGCGUUGCGACGAGUUGGAACCACUCAUUUCUUCGUCUUUUGCAGAGUCAUAGAUCUUUGGGAAUUGGGAGGGAUUAAUGUGAAAGUGUAUAAACUUUUGAGUUGAAUUGAUCACAUUAAAAAACUUGAAUCCAAUCGAUUACUUGGUUUAAUUCAAAAGCUUAUAAACUCAUUAUUUUUUUAGUUUUUUGAUGUGAAAUAUUGCGUACUUUUUAAUAAUUAACUGCCAGGAUCCGG